AAGUGACUACUAUAGUAUUUUGGUGUAGUGUGUCGUAAUACAAUUGAAUUAAGUUCAGGAUAAGUUUAUUGAACAUCACUCCGAAUAUUUUUAUAUCCAUUGAUUAUAUGUGUGAAACAAUCACGCCCCUUGCAGUACGCCUUUACAGGCUUAUGUUCGACGUGAAUAUAUAGAAUAGUUAUGGCUGGUCAGAUUUGGCGAGUGUAUCUUGGAAUAAGUGCACUGGUUAUGUUGACUCAGAAUAUUGUCAAUGGUAAUCGCUGUUCAGAUAAUGUUUUCAUGGCUCAACACCCAACAGAUAUUAUUUUCGAUUCGACAAAUAACAAAUAUUACCUUGCUGGAUCAAACUUCAUCUAUAAGUUGAAUAAUUCUUUUUGUAAAGAAUAUGGAAUCAACGCUAGUUUAGAUAGUAAUAACAUUAACCACAUUCUAGUGAAACAUGAUGAUUCGUUGAUAUUCUGUGGAACAGGUGGUGGUGGUAUUUGUAAAAAGGUUGCCGUGUCAAAUUUUAACGCCACGAAGAACCCGUCUAAAGUCUCGAUUGUCCCACAGUAUAAGUCGUCAUCCACUGUUGCCUUUGUUGGUAAAAUAGCAAAUGAAUCGGUUUUGAUAGUUGCAUUAUCUGCACCAAAGAGCGAAUUCUCCAAUUAUAGUCUAAUAAGUGUUCGUGAUAUCGAUACAUUCGGUAUACUCUGUAAAAACUUUGUCGAGAUGCAUUUCGAAUUUAAAACCGAUGAUGAUAAAAAUAAUUAUUUAGAAAACUACAUUCCAAAAACUGGGUUUAGUUCACACGAAUCUGCUUUUAUUGUGACCUAUCAGAGAUUUGAUAAUAUAUCAAACAAAAUGACACCUAAGGUGGCAAGAAUUACUAAAUGUAACAAUGGUGAUUAUGUCUUUACUGACACCGUGAUUGAAUGCGAUAACAGCACCAGUUUAAAGCAUGCAGCGAUUUUAAGAGAGGACGGAAGCUCCCAUGCUACAUACCUCGCUGCUAUAUUUGAUAAUGAUAUUUGUAUCUACAGAAUGAGCGACCUUAUAGAACAUUUUGAUAACAUUACUAACACUAUAAAAAAUCAGCAGGAUAUUGUAUUAGGUCCUUUAAAUAAACCAUUGAGACCUACAAAGAGGAUACCCCUACCUAAUCUGUCUAAAAUAACAUCAUUCACUGCUACUGUUUUUAACAAUGGACGCCAUGUGCUGUUUUAUAUUGGAACGGACCGAAGAGAAAUAUACCGGGGGUUUAAUUCAGAAAAUGUAAAUGAAUUCAAUGGAAUACUAAUUCCAUUUAAAACAGAAAAAGAAAUUCACCGAUUAAAGUUUGUACAUGAUGGCAUUGUUGCUUUUACAAAUAAUUCUGUAAAAUAUGAAAGUGAAAGUCAAUGUACCAAUAAAACAUGGGAUACAUGUUUAAAAAAUACAUUGGGUCUUGGUUUAUGUGGUUGGUGUAUAAAAGUCCAGAAGUGCACAACCCUGGCCGCGUGUGGAGAAAACAGAUAUUGGCUUCCAAGUAUUCAAACCAAACCAAAUGUGUUUUUAAAUGUGUCACCAAUCCAAAUGGGAAAGGAAAAAGAGUUCCGAAUACAUUUCAACUUGACGGCUUUGCUAAAUUACGGCAAUUUUACAUGCUUCUAUAGUAGAAUCAAUGGCAUCCAUGGCAUAAAAGACAUAGACUUUGAUGUAACUGACGUCAGCAGUGAACCCAAAUGUAAAGUUCCAGCUCAAACAGGAAACCAUUACCUAAAUCAGACUGUGCUUCUUCGGUGGGGUCAAAACAAAUCCAAUGUGGCAGAACAGGUCAUCUGUUAUUACAACUGUACUUCUAUCAACGCUUUAUAUCGUUGUGUUCAAGGUAACUGUCGACCAACAAACUGCAAGUGGUGUGUUUGUAAUGAACUAUGUAUUAAUUCAGAUGAAGAAUGUCCAGGUCCAGAUAGUAAUGCACCUGGGAAGCAAGUUAUUUCUUCCAAUCUUCCCCGUGCAGUUUCUAAAGCAGAGAUCCAUGUCGGACUAAACAAAUCCAUUAGUAUAUAUGGAAUACACUUCAUAAAUCCGAAUUCCUGUGAUGACAAUCAAAUUAAACCUAGGUGUAGUAUCAAUGGUGCAAUUCUUGGAGCAGAUUAUAUAAAUCACACAACAAUACAAUGCUCUCCUUACAAGUUGGAAUCAAAUACCACAAUUGAACUUCACUAUGGCAAUUUGACUACCAUUCGCGAAACAAUCCAAGUUGGAACGUACAACUGUACUGAUAUUGGUAUGGACUGCAGUACAUGUCUGGACAACUAUAUGAAGUAUGGGUGUCUGUGGUGUGAAGCUCAGCAUCAGUGUGAACAUAAAGAAUUAUCAAAUUGUUCCAUGGCACCCCAAUGCCCAAAGCCAAAAAUCUACGGUGUUUCCCAAAACGCUACCUUAAUACACGGCGGUGAACUUAUUACUAUACAUGGUAAAGGUCUAGAAAGGUUUGAUGAAGACACUGAUAUUGUCCAGCUGGCAGGAGUAAAUUGCACAGUAAUCCAACAUCUUUCCAAUUCAGAUAGGAUAAGUUGUAAAGCCGGAAUUGUCAAUGAAGCAAGAUACGGAAAUGUUACAGUUCGCAUUAGGAAUCAUACAAGUACAUUACUUAAACAAGUAUUUAGUUACAAGGAUCCGAAGGAUUCUGAAAUACUUUUUAAUAAAGGACCUGUAGCCGGUGGAACAAAACUCAACAUCACUGGAGCUGAUUUUGAUGUUUGCUCCAAGGAUGACCUCAACAUUACCAUUGGCAAUAAGUUUGUCUGUGCGACUGAUACUCUAACUUCAACAUGGAUUGGGUGUACAACUAGUCCUGGAGAAAUAGCCAAUAAUCUUUCUAUUCACCUGACCUUCCGAAACAGUAACACAAUUAAAUUGAACAGUACGUUCUGCUAUGUUGCUGAUCCAACGCUGAGUUACAUCACACCUAACAAAACAAUUUCAAGUGGUGGAAUAGAUAUAACAGUUGUUGGCAACGGUUUUAAUGCCAUUCAACAACCGGAAAUUGGCAUUGUGGGGUCUUCAGAUUUUGUGCCGUGCUCUGGUUUAAGAAAUGAUAGCAUGAUCCUGUGUCCAUCCCCAUCGAAUACUGUACCAAUCUCACGGUCUAAACGUGACUUAACAACACAAAAAGGAAUAGUUUUCAAGAUGGAUGGAAUCAAACUAAAGAGUGAAAUAGCUUACACCCCAGAUCCCGUCAUAUUAGAAUUCGAAGAAGAGAAAAACAUUCGAUCAUUUUCGAAAGAAUCUGGAUAUAUCAUUAUAAAAGGAAGUCGAUUAAAUGAUGCUGUCCAGGCAAAGGAUUACACCGUAUCCGUGGGGAAAAGCGAGUGUGAUGUGGUACACAGGUUAACAAGUACAGAACUAAAAUGUUAUCCGCCUAUUAAAGAACCGAACAAACAAAACGAAACAUCACCAGCCCCAGAGGUUCAGGUAAAAAUUGGUAACCUGGUAUUUGAAGUUGGCUAUUUAAAAUAUAUAUAUGUGAAACCUGAAACUGAUGAUCCGACGUUAUAUAUUAUUAUUGGUAUAUUGGUAGCUGUUGUUGUAGGUGUGGUUAUUGGAUCAGUUGUUAUAUUUAAAUACGUAUCAAGAAGGAACAAACAGAAAUGCCAAGAUGUGAUUGAAAAAACAGAAAUGGAAGUGAUUGAACAAUGUCGAGAGGCUUUUGCCGAUUUGCAGACGGAUAUGACAGAUAUAACUGCUGAAUUAGUAGAACUUGGAAUUCCAUUUAAUAAUUUGUUUACAUAUGUAUUUCAAUUUGUAUUUCCACAAUGUUCUGGUGAGAAUAUCAAAUCACAUACAGCACUGAAUGAUUUACAGGAUCACGAAGGAACUAAAGAAGACAUGGCGGCAAGCAUGACCAAAUUAGAUCAGUUAAUCAGUAAUAAAUUUUUCGUCGUUUCUUUUAUUCGGACAAUGGAUAAUCAAAGAAAAUUUAAACUACAGGACAGGUCUGAUGUGGCUGGUUAUCUAACAUUACUUCUAAUAGACAAAAUGGACUAUUUUACAGAGAUAGUUGAACUGCUGCUACCAAAGCUGAUUCGAGAACGCGUAAGCAGAAAGCAACAAAAGUAUAUAUUUAGACGAUUGGAGACAAUCACAGAAAAAUUGGUCGUAAAUUGGUUAGCUGUUUGUAUGUAUGGUCCCUUAAAGAAAUGUUCCGGAUCUACGUUGUUUAUGUUAUAUAAGGCUAUUGAAAUCCUGUCUCAAAAAUCUGCUAUCGAUGCGGUCACUCAACAAACACGUGCAACGUUAUGUCAACAUAAUUUACUGGUAAUUGAUUUUGAACCGGAAGUGCUGAAUUUGACUGUUUUGAUAAAUAAUGGUAAAUUUGAAACAACCUGUCGAGUACUUGACUGUGAUACCAUUACUCAAGUUAAGAACAAAUGUAUAAACGCCUGUUAUAAGAUAGAAUCAACAUCAACCAAACCUAGAGUGGAGGAAAUAGAUUUAGAAUGGAGGAUAUCCGAUUCCGCUCGUAAACUUUUAUAUGAUGAAGAUCAGUCAAGUGUUAUAACUAGUAAUUGCCACCGGAAGUUAAACACAAUGGAACAUUAUGGCGUUAGCAGUGGCUCUACUGUUUGCCUUUUGUCCAAAGAUUUAGUUACAGCUGAUUCCGAAUAUGAAAACUUGCAAUCAAUGAACGAACGUAAGAAUCUGGUGCCCACGGAAGAUCCAGGGCCAACACGGUUAUUAGAACUCCUUACUUUCCAUUUGGUAAAUCAAUCAUAUUUGGUUGGGAAUGAAGAAAAAUGGGCGACGAAGAAAGCACUAGCGGAAUUGAAUUUGAACAGACUUUUGCAAACCAAGUUUAAUCUAAAGAAAUAUAUAGAUGACGUAAUAGAACAUAUCCUUAAUCUAGAUGAUGUACCUAUUCCUGUACGACAUUUGUUCAGUAUUUUAGAAAAGGCUGGUGCACAAGAAAACCAGGAUAGCACAACCAUAGGAUCAUGGAAAAUACAGAGUUACGCUAUAAGAUUUUGGACCAGGCUUUUGUCUCAACCAGAACUCUUAUUUGACUUAAAUAAAGAAAGUGAAAAAUAUGUUCAACCUAACCUGAACGUUAUACAGUUGGCCUAUAUUGAUAGUUUUUCACCUCCACAGAGACUGGACAAGAAUUCACCUUCCCAUAAACUCUUAUUCUAUAAAGACUGUGCUGAUUACAGAGAAUCCAUUCAGAGUUUCCUUAAAUCUAAAAGGAAUUGUGAACCCGUUAGUAAUACAGAACUUUCUGCUGAAUUAACCAAGUUACCCACAGUGGCAGCUUCCAUACCAAUAAACAGACAGAGCGUAUUGUACCAGAUCUAUUCAGUUAUAGACAGUUACAUGGGACAGAUUGUAACAGAUCUAGAUAAAAGGAAGGAAUCGAGUCGACUGGAGUUGUCAGAAAAACUACAUAAAGUCUUUGAAACCAUGCGAAAUAGUUAAGAGGUUCAUCUAUUUUCUCAUUAAUAUUGUAAAUAAGUUCUAUAUACCAUUGCUGUAAAAUGAUAGCACAUUUUCAUACGUGUUUUCUGAAGUGUUAAAAAGAUUCAUCAAGCAAAAGCAUGAUUAAAGAUGCAAUUUCAUUUUUUUAUUAAUUAAUAUAUAAAAAAUACAUGUACACAACACAAUGGAGUUUUAAAUAUUAAAUUCUUAUUGUCGAUCCA
Molecule: messenger RNA, 5660 nt
Organism: Patella vulgata (common limpet)
Lineage: Eukaryota; Metazoa; Mollusca; Gastropoda; Patellidae
Product: plexin-B1
Exons: 36
Coding region: 181-5439 (1752 amino acids)
Biological process (GO): semaphorin-plexin signaling pathway involved in axon guidance; regulation of cell migration
Cellular component (GO): semaphorin receptor complex
Molecular function (GO): protein binding; semaphorin receptor activity
Source: RefSeq, a predicted model, not a curated record